Molecule: messenger RNA, 1539 nt
Organism: Nanorana parkeri
Lineage: Eukaryota; Metazoa; Chordata; Amphibia; Anura; Dicroglossidae
Gene: PLD3
Product: phospholipase D family member 3
Exons: 13
Coding region: 40-1524 (494 amino acids)
Molecular function (GO): catalytic activity
Source: RefSeq, a predicted model, not a curated record
AGGACAGUGAAUUGGUGAGUGCGGUCAUCUGGACUCAAAAUGAAGCCCAAAAUUGAGUACAAACCAAUCUCCUCUCCGGAGGACCAAAACUCUGUGGCUUUACAAAUGGCCCAACUGCAGGAUAAUGCCCGCAGGUAUUACCGCUGUGCAAUUGUCAUCACCUUCAUGGUCACAAUUCUGUUCUGUUUGAUGGCUGCUCAGCUUCUUCUCCUUCCACUGCUCUGUACAAGCUCCACAAUGGAGACCGAGACCACGACUAACCAGGAGCAGAAGUGUAAUGACGUCUGCAAUAUGGUUCUUGUCGAGAGCAUACCAGAAGGGCUGGUGUAUCCUGAAAAUUCCACCUCCAACCCCUCAGUAUUUGAGACAUGGUUGAACCUUCUAAGCGAGGCCAAGAGUAGUGUGGACAUUGCAUCUUUUUACUGGACGCUGACCAAUAAUGACACCAGGACACAUCAUCCCUCAGCUGAUCAGGGGGAAAGAAUCCUGCAAGAGCUCUUGAACCUGAAGCAGCGAGGUAUCCAUUUGAGGGUAGCAGUGAAUCCAGUUGGCUCCAAGGAAAAUGCAGACAUUAACGCUCUAAGGGACAGCGGGGCUGAGGUUCGGAUUGUUGACCUGCCCCAUCUGACUAAUGGUGUGCUGCACACAAAAUUCUGGGUGGUGGAUGGCAAGCACUUGUAUAUUGGCAGUGCUAACAUGGACUGGAGAGCAUUAACACAAGUGAAGGAAUUGGGAUCGACUGUUUUUAACUGCAGCUGUCUUGCUCAAGAUUUGGAAAAAAUCUUUGAUGCCUACUGGACUCUGGGUAAUCCCAAUGCCACCAUUCCUUCUCCAUGGCCAGACAACUUUUCCACUAUUUACAAUAAGGACACGCCUAUGGAAAUGACUGUAAACAAUACGCAGUCUCUUGUCUAUCUCUCUAGCUCCCCUCCACCGCUGUCUGCAAAGGGAAGGACGGAAGACAUUGAUGCUAUUAUAAGUGUUAUAGAUGAUGCCAAGAAGUUUGUCUAUAUCUCUGUUAUGGAUUAUACACCCACAGAGGAGUUUUCUAGUCCCAGGAGGUACUGGCCCGAAAUUGAUGAUCAUCUAAGGAAAGCGGUUUAUGAAAGAUAUGUAACUGUGCGACUGUUGAUAAGCUGUUGGGCAAAUUCGAAACCACCCAUGUUCCCCUUCUUGAAGUCGAUGGCAGCUCUGAACAGUAGCAAGCCUCAUUACAACGUAGAAGUGAAAAUUUUUGUGGUUCCUGUAUCCGAGGAGCAGAAACAUAUCCCCUUUGGUAGAGUGAAUCACAACAAGUACAUGGUGACUGACAGAGUGGCAUAUAUAGGAACCUCCAAUUGGUCUGGAGACUAUUUCAUCCGUACAGCGGGAUCAGCACUGGUUGUGAAUCAGACCUGCGCAACAAACGCCACAAACACAAUGCAGAAACAACUUCAAGAUGUGUUCAUGAGAGACUGGACCUCCAACUACAGCCACCCCAUUAGUACAAUGAUUGGAUUUAAGAAGAAGUGCCUCUUCCAAUGAUGUUUCAGGACUGAU